AUGUCUACUCGAGCGCUUCUCCGACCCCUCGCGCGGGGCAUCCCCGGCUCGCCGGCAGCUAGACUCGCUGGCCGCCGGACCUUUGCCCUCAGCGCCCCCACCCGCCGUGCCACCGAUAAUCUCAACAUCAAGAAGCUGUCCGAUCAGCGAAGCAGCUAUGAGCGGGACCGCAUGGCCUUCCUCGCCGCCGGUGCACUCGCUGGCGUCGUUGGCAUCAUUUACACCUCACUGAAGCUCAAAGAUGCCCUAGCCAAGGAACGCGGGGACAAGACCACCAAGAUGGACACCGGCAAGGUGCCCACCGAAACCUUCACCGUUGACGGCGGAACCAAGCGCAAGGUCGUCGUACACGACGCCGACGGAAACGAGAUUGUCCCCACGGGGAACUCCACCGUCCCGACCUUUCCUCGAACCAUCGACCUGUCCCAACUCUCCGGCUCGCCAGACGCGCCCCGACUCCCCGCCACUACCCGCGAUGACAUCAACACGGAGUAUACCCUCGUCGGCCUUGGUCUGCGGAGCGUCACCUUUCUCGGCAUACAGGUCUAUGUCGUGGGCUUUUACGUCGCGACUGCCGAUAUUGCCACGCUGCAAAAUUACCUGGUGAAGAGGGUGAACAAGCUUGCUACGACGCUCGUGUCUGGCGAGAAGGACGAACUCCGCGCUGCGCUAUUGAACCCAACCGAGGGUGAAGAAACGUGGGACACUCUGCUCCGACAGUCGGGCGUUCGAACGGUUUUGCGAAUUGCGCCGGUUCGUGACACUGACUUCCCCCACCUCCGAGACGGUUUUAUCAGGGCUAUUGCCGCGCGGUCGCAAUCCAACCCUGCAUACAACGACGACGCUUUUGGUGAAGCGAUCCGCUCAUUUAAGAGCCUUCUCCAGCGCGGCAAGGUUCCCAAGGACCGUGAGCUCUUGCUCUGCCGCGAUGCCCCGGGCCGACUCAUUGUCUUGUAUGAUGACAAGACCGGCACGGGUAGGGUAGAGAUUGGCAGGGUGGUGGAUGAGAGGCUGUCGAGGCUUCUCUGGCUCAACUAUCUUGCAGGAAGCAAGGUUGCGUCGGAACCCGCCCGGCAGAGUAUCAUCGAUGGGAUCAUGGAGUUUGUAGAGAGACCUGUCGGCACUGUUGCUGCGCAAGUCGUAUAA
Parascedosporium putredinis is the source of this 1146-nucleotide messenger RNA. Lineage: Eukaryota; Fungi; Ascomycota; Sordariomycetes; Microascales; Microascaceae. The record is from the annotation of a GenBank genome assembly.